Molecule: messenger RNA, 1798 nt
Organism: Micropterus dolomieu (smallmouth bass)
Lineage: Eukaryota; Metazoa; Chordata; Actinopteri; Centrarchiformes; Centrarchidae
Product: polypeptide N-acetylgalactosaminyltransferase 9
Exons: 7
Coding region: 16-1044 (342 amino acids)
Cellular component (GO): Golgi apparatus
Source: RefSeq, a predicted model, not a curated record
CCUAUUCUGACCCGGAUGAAGGAGGAUCAUACCCGCAUCAUCCUGCCCGCCAUAGACAACAUCAAGUACAACACAUUUGAGGUGCAGCAGUACGCCAACGCCGCCCAUGGAUACAACUGGGGGCUGUGGUGUAUGUACAUCAUCCCUCCGCAGGAGUGGCUGGACAAGGGCGAUGAGACGGCCCCUAUCAGAACUCCAGCUAUGAUUGGCUGCUCCUUUGUGGUUGAUCGGGAAUACUUUGGUGACAUUGGUCUGCUGGAUCCUGGCAUGGAGGUCUAUGGAGGCGAGAACAUCGAGCUCGGCAUGCGGGUGUGGCAGUGUGGAGGGAGUAUGGAAGUCCUGCCAUGUGCCAGAGUGGCUCACAUCGAGCGCACAAAGAAGCCCUACAACAAUGACAUAGAUUACUACGCUAAGCGCAAUGCCCUGCGAGCCGCUGAGGUGUGGAUGGAUGAAUACAAAUCCCACGUCUACAUGGCCUGGAACAUUCCCAUGAACAACCCGGGGGUUGAUUUCGGGGAUGUCUCGGAGCGCUUGGCCUUAAGGAAGAGGCUGCAAUGUCGGAGUUUCCACUGGUACCUUGAGCACGUCUACCCAGAGAUGCGGAUCUACAACAACACCAUCACAUACGGCGAGGUGAGGAACAGCAAAGCUAGCGGCUACUGCCUGGACCAGGGCUCUGAGGACGACGAUAAAGCCAUCCUCUACCCUUGCCACGGCAUGUCCUCCCAGCUCGCCCGCUACUCCACCGAGGGUCUUCUCCAGCUAGGACCCCUGGGGUCGACCACCUUCCUGCCUGACACAAAAUGCCUCGUUGAUGAUGGCAGAGGACGUACGCCCAGACUGAAAAAAUGUGAUGCUGUUUCAAGGAUUUCCCAGAGGCUUUGGGACUUUACACAGAAUGGUCCAAUCAUCAGCAGGGACACUGGCCGAUGCUUGGAGGUAGAAAUGUCCAAAGAUGCCAACUUUGGCCUUCGCCUGGUGGUCCAGAGAUGCUCUGGUCAGAAGUGGAUGAUACGAAACUGGAUUAAGCAUCCCAGGCACUGAAGCCAGAGAACAACCUCUGAGACAGUUUGGGCAGUGUUUCAAGUAGCGGUUGGAUCUCAAACUGUGGACAGUUCAGAGAGGAGCAGGGACUGAUGGUGCUAGUGUGUGGUAUUUCACACUACAGACUGCACUGCACACUGAGCUUCCCUCAGGCCACAGAGCUUUCCAACACGGAGUCUUAAAGAAGAAUAUGAUCAAUUCAUGUGUUCCACUGCGUGUUCACAGAGACCUUACGGCAAGCCGGACAGCUUGAAAUGGCCCAUAUUUUUGACAUUCAGCUACAUGUAUAGAACAAAGUAACAAGACACCUGAGUGCAGCCUCAGAAGGUGGUUCAGAUUCAUAGUAAUUCUUUUGUUUCUACUGUAAAACUAUCACAUCUUUGGAGAUGAAAAAGAGCAUUUUUUUCUGAGUGCAUCUGAGCAAAUCAAAAGAUAUGUUUGCUGUCAGUUGCCAUAUCAAAGUGAUUAUUUUGGGCUGUGAUUUGGAAAAUUGUUUUGGACAUAUUGUGCUACCCGGUAAGACGUGUGAUAGGCUUCAAAGGGGCUGGUCACCAAAUCCAUCAUGUGAUCAGGAGGCAUUUCACCUGCACUCACAAAACUCUACAGUUCUUUGUUUCUUUGGACGGUAUUGCUCACUGUGGACAGGAGCAAUCAUGUGCCUUUUUUUCUCAUUUUUCUGCUUAAUCUGACCAGGGAAUGUCAGUCCCAGAAGCAUGUACAAAAUUAUUUGAAAAUUAUAAUAUAUUAAACAAUG